Molecule: messenger RNA, 1175 nt
Organism: Phyllostomus discolor (pale spear-nosed bat)
Lineage: Eukaryota; Metazoa; Chordata; Mammalia; Chiroptera; Phyllostomidae
Product: amine sulfotransferase-like
Exons: 6
Coding region: 20-904 (294 amino acids)
Biological process (GO): sulfation
Cellular component (GO): cytoplasm
Molecular function (GO): sulfotransferase activity
Source: RefSeq, a predicted model, not a curated record
UACUUGUAGGUAAAUAAUUAUGGACAACACAGGCAAAUAUUUACUGAACUAUAAAGGCCAUAAUUUUAUAUCUGCUAUUGUUAAUGAUAUUGACUUUCUAGAAAAUAUAGAGGAUUUUGAAAUCAGAGAUGAUGAUGUCUUCAUAAUUACAUAUCCAAAAUCCGGUACCAUCUGGACUCAGCAGAUAUUGAGUUUGAUUUAUUCUGAGGGACAUCGUAAUGGGACUGAAAAUUUGAAAACGAUUGACAGAGUCCCCUUCUUUGAAUACAAUGUACACAAAGUUGACUUUGUCAAGAAACCAUCCCCUCGCCUCUUCGCAUCUCACCUCUCCUACAAUUUAGUACCCAAGGGUCUUACAAACAAAAAAGCUAAAAUUAUUUACGUCUACAGAAACCCCAAGGAUGUUUUGAUUUCAUACUUUCAUUUUUCAAAUAUGGUGGCUAUAUUUGAAACUAUGAAUAGCAUAGAGGAACUCUUGGAAAAGUUUCUGGAUGGAAAAGUGGUGGGAGGCCUUUGGUUUGAUCACAUCAGAGGCUGGUACGAGCACAGACAUGACUUCAAUAUUCUGUUCAUGAUGUACGAGGAAAUGAAAAAGGAUCUCAGAAGUUCUGUGCUUAAAAUCAGCAGUUUCCUUGAGAAAGAACUGAGUGAAGAGGAUGUGGAAGCUAUUGUGAAACAAGCUACAUUUGAGAACAUGAAGUCUGAUCCAAAAGCAAAUUCUGAUAGUAUUAUAAGCAAUGACCUUGGGAGAGAAAAAGAUGAGAGACAUUUUAUGCGCAAAGGGACCGUUGGAGACUGGAAACGUCACUUGACAGUGGAGCAAAAUGAGAGAUUUGACAAAGUAUUCCAAAGGAAGAUGCGAGAUGUUCCCUUGAAGUUCAUCUGGGAUCUAAAUGAGGGGUAGAAUCAGUGUAAAAGAAUUAUAAUAUAGUCUACUAACCAGGAAGCCUAUUUUAAUAGAUACGUUAAUUUAUACUUCUUAUGCAAAUGUUAAUUAUACAACUUUAUUGAUAAGAAAAUGAGUAAACUGUGCUUAGAUUAGUUGCUAAGAGCUUGAUAAACACUUUGAAAUUUCAAAAAUUAAAAUGAUUUAGGAGAUAGCCUGCAUUGAUAGCCUGUAUUGUAAAGUGAAAAACAGGAAGUAUGUAAUGUGAAUUAUAAAUGUUCUGAGGGAG